This is a messenger RNA of Plenodomus lingam JN3, 114 nucleotides long. The record is from RefSeq and is a predicted model, not a curated record. NCBI's taxonomy places the organism in Eukaryota, Fungi, Ascomycota, Dothideomycetes, Pleosporales, Leptosphaeriaceae.
AUGCCUUAUAGACCGACUCUCUGCCCCACCUCAUCUUCUUCAUUCACGGCUAUCCUCGCCGUUUCUCCGGGUUUCAAGACAGAGCUCAAGUACCUAUUAAUAAUACACUUAUAG